Molecule: messenger RNA, 2267 nt
Organism: Hevea brasiliensis (rubber tree)
Lineage: Eukaryota; Viridiplantae; Streptophyta; Magnoliopsida; Malpighiales; Euphorbiaceae
Product: exocyst complex component EXO70A1
Exons: 1
Coding region: 226-2202 (658 amino acids)
Biological process (GO): exocytosis
Cellular component (GO): exocyst
Molecular function (GO): phosphatidylinositol-4,5-bisphosphate binding
Source: RefSeq, a predicted model, not a curated record
AACUAGAAAAUGCAAUGCAUUGCAUGGUGGUUGAGAGUUGAGAGAUGUAUUUGUAUUGCAAGUGAGGUUUGGUUUGAAUAUGUUUACUCAUCUCUUUACUUAGUUUGGUGAGUUUGGUGAAGAAAAGAGAAAAAAUGAGUGACACACAAGAAAAUUAAGGAUCUUUUCUAGCUUUAUAUAAACUCCAGUGAUCAUGAUUCUGUCUAGUAGGACAAGUUUUUGGCAAUGGCUGACCUUUGUGAAAUUGAUGAUCUUGCUUCUGCUAGGAUGUUCCUGAAAACCAGCUUAGAUAAUUCAAGAGCUCUCUCCUCUGCUCUACACAAAACUGGCCAAAGAUUGGAGAAGAUAAACCAAAGUUUGCCUUCCCUGAUGGAAUCUGCUGCUCCACUUUGCAAAUUUUGUGCAAUCAAAGACCAGAUUGAUCGUGCCAUUGUCCCUGCCAUGGCAGUAAUAAACGUCUGCAAUGCCAUUCAGGAGCUUGAAAGGUCAACUCUAUCAUACCAUCCAGGCUCUGAUCUUUCUGCUCAUCUCUUGCUGGUUACAAAACUUGAACAAGCAUUAAAAUUUCUGGCUAGUAACUGUGGGCUAGCAAUUCAAUGGUUAGAGGGUAUUCUACAAUUUCUUGAAGAUAAUGUGGUUUCCAAUGAUUUUUAUUCCUUCAAAGUUAAUAUGUGUUUAAGUAUUCUGCAAAAGUUGCAAGGAACUGAAGAACAAGCUCGGCUCGGCAGAGGAAUUCUCUGUGCUGCAUUUUUUAAACUUGAAAUCGAAUUCAAGCAGCUUCUUGCAGGAAAUUGCAGUCCUGCUGCUUUCCCUUUUUUCAUUGGAAAACAAGCCUGUAUUGCUCCAUCACCCUUGCCUGCAGCUGUUAUGCAGAAGCUUCAGGCCAUUAUUGGCAGACUAAAUGCCAGCAACCGGAUUGAGAAAUGUGUAUCAGCUUUCGUGCAAGUUCGGAGUAUGAAUGCAAGAAGAAGUUUAGAAGCUCUUGAUUUGAAUUACCUUGAGAAGUCAGUAACAGAAUUUGAUGAUGUUCAGGAGAUAGAGGGCUUCAUAAAUCAAUGGUGCAAUCAUAUGGAGUCUGCUGUGAAGCAUGUUUAUGAAGUUGAAUACAAGCUCUGCAAUGAGGUUUUCGAAGAGAUUGGAUCAGAUAUUGGGAUGUAUUGUUUUGCUAAGAUUGCUACACAAUCUGGGAUUCUUUCUUUCCUCCAAUUUGGAGCAAGAGUUACAGAAUGCAAGAAAGAUCCUGUCAAGCUCUUGAAGCUAUUAGACAUGUUUGAGUGUCUUGAAAACUUGAGAGCAGAUUUCAACCGGCUUUUCAGAGGCAAAAACUGUGCCGAAAUCCAAAAGCAGACAAGGGAUCUCAUCAGGAAAGUUGUUUGUGGUGCUUGUGAGAUUUUCUGGGAAUUUCCAUUUCAAGUGGAGCAUGAAAGGGGAAGUUCUUCUCCUUCAGAUGGAAGUGUUCCAAGGCUAGUAAGCUUUGUAACGGACUACUGUAAUCUCCUUCUAGGAGAGGAUUACAAGCCAUUAUUGAUCAAGGUUCUAACAAUUUAUCAAAUCUGGAAAAAUGAAGAGUACAAAGAGACACUUGUUACAAACCAGAUACACUGCAUAAUAAAGGAAAUUGGUUUAAACUUAGAUACAUGGUCGAAAGCCUACGACGAUACAGCACUCUCCUACCUUUUCAUGAUGAAUAACCAUUUUCAUUUCUGCAAUUUGAAAGGAACAAAAGUUGGAGAAUUGAUGGGUGAUUCAUGGUUCAAAGGUCAUGAGCAGUACAAGGACUAUUUCAUGACACUUUACUUGAGAGAAACAUGGGGAAAGAUUGUUGCUCUUCUUAGCCAAGAUGAAGAAGGUUCACCUAAAAGUGAUUCUGUGAAGAAGAGACUCAAGGAGUUCAAUCAAGCAUUGGAUGAAAUGUAUGAGAAGCAAUCUAAAUGGGUUGUCCCAAGUGAGAAGCUGAGGUUAAAGAUGUGCAGGGUGGCUGUCCAGGCUUUUGUGCCUGUUUACAAGAGCUACUUGCAGAAUAUUAGCCUUUUAGAACAAGAAGGUAUGAAAUAUACAGCACAAGGAUUGGAAAGUAUGCUUAGCUCUCUGUUUCAGCCAAAGAUUAGAAUGUAUGGCACCAACAAACAAGCCCAUUGGAUUGAUGAAGUGAAAAAUAUAGAGAAAAAUCACUUUCAUCACUUGACUCUUAUGGCUGUGUAACUCUUUCUAUAUCCAUUUAUUGAUUUUUAGAAAUUCAAAUUAAUUGCAUCAUUUAUGAAUUCCAA